This is a messenger RNA of Macroventuria anomochaeta, 1056 nucleotides long. RefSeq names its product 2-nitropropane dioxygenase. NCBI's taxonomy places the organism in Eukaryota, Fungi, Ascomycota, Dothideomycetes, Pleosporales, Didymellaceae. The transcript has 2 exons. The record is from RefSeq and is a predicted model, not a curated record. The coding region runs from base 1 to 1056 and encodes 351 amino acids. Gene Ontology annotation, molecular function: nitronate monooxygenase activity.
AUGUCGACGCCUUCUCUACAAACGCCGCUCUCGAAGCUCUUAGGGAUACAGUACCCUAUCAUCCUCGCUGGCAUGGCACGAACAUCCGGCGGCCCACUCGCCGCUGCCGUCUCGAACGCAGGUGGGCUCGGUGUCAUUGGAGGACUUGGCUACACGCCCGAACAAUUGCAGUCCAUCAUCGACGAUCUCAAGAGCAACCUAAACGACAAGUCACUCCCCUUUGGUGUCGACCUCGCACUCCCUCAAGUCGGUGGUAGUGCGCGUAAAACGAAUCACGACUAUACACAUGGCCAGCUCGACGACCUUAUCGAAGUCACGAUCAAGAAUGGAGCAAGAUUGUUUGUUAGUGCUGUCGGUGUACCGCCUGCGCGGACUAUCAAGAGGCUGCACGAAGCUGGCAUCUUGAUCAUGAACAUGGUUGGACACCCAAAGCAUGCGGUCAAGGCGCUAGAAGCUGGUGUAGACAUUGUGUGCGCGCAGGGCGGCGAGGGUGGUGGACACACGGGAGACAUUGCAAACAGCAUCCUCAUUCCAUCCGUCGUUGAUGUAGCCCGCAAGUACAAGUCACCACUCACCGGCCAGCCCGCCAUGGUCGUCGCAGCAGGAGGCAUCUACAACGGCCGCAGUCUCGCCAGCAGCUUAAUGCAGGGCGCGCAGGGUGUCUGGGUAGGCACACGAUUCGUCGCGUCCACAGAAGCCGGCUGCUCGAAGAUGCACAAGGAGAACGUUGUGUCGGCAGACUUCACCGACACAGGGCGAACACUGGUCGUUUCCGGGCGGCCGCUGAGAGUCAAGUACAACGACUACAUCAACGAGUGGCACUCGAGAGAAGGCGAGAUGAAGGAGUUGUUGGACAAGGGUAUUGUGCCCCUUGCCAAGGAUAUGGAUGAUGGGAAGGAUGUGGACAUCCCCUUCCUCAUGGGACAGGUUGCUGGCAUUAUCCAGGAUAUCAAGCCGGCGAAACAGAUUGUGGAUGAUAUGGUGAGCGAGGCGGUGCAUAUGCUCAAGCUUGGGCAGACGUUCAUUGAGGCCGCGCCGAUAGGGAGUAAGCUUUAA